Molecule: messenger RNA, 6119 nt
Organism: Hipposideros armiger (great roundleaf bat)
Lineage: Eukaryota; Metazoa; Chordata; Mammalia; Chiroptera; Hipposideridae
Gene: CBX6
Product: chromobox 6
Exons: 5
Coding region: 106-1353 (415 amino acids)
Biological process (GO): negative regulation of transcription by RNA polymerase II
Cellular component (GO): PRC1 complex; chromatin
Molecular function (GO): chromatin binding
Source: RefSeq, a predicted model, not a curated record
GCGCGCCCGCCCGCCGGGCCCUGUGCGCUGCGGCGCGUGCGCGAGCGGUGCAGCACCGGCCGCGGGAGCAGGGAGUAUUAUGGGCUGUGGGUGCCGCUGAGCAAGAUGGAGCUGUCUGCAGUGGGCGAGCGGGUCUUUGCGGCCGAAUCCAUCAUCAAACGGCGGAUCCGAAAGGGACGUAUCGAGUACCUGGUGAAAUGGAAGGGGUGGGCCAUUAAGUACAGCACUUGGGAGCCCGAGGAGAACAUCCUGGACUCGCGGCUCAUUGCAGCCUUCGAGCAAAAGGAGAGGGAGCGUGAGCUGUAUGGGCCCAAGAAGAGGGGACCCAAACCCAAAACUUUCCUCCUAAAGGCGCGGGCCCAGGCCGAGGCCCUCCGCAUCAGCGAUGUUCAUUUCUCAGUCAAGCCGAGCGCCAGCGCCUCCUCACCCAAGCUGCACUCCAGCGCAGCCGUGCACCGUCUCAAGAAGGACAUCCGCCGCUGCCACCGCAUGUCCCGCCGCCCGCUGCCCCGGCCAGACCCCCAGGGGGGCAGCCCUGGCCUGCGCCCACCCAUCUCGCCUUUCUCUGAGACCGUGCGCAUUAUCAACCGCAAGGCAAAGCCUCGGGAGCCUAAGCGGAACCGCAUUAUCCUGAACCUGAAAGUCAUUGAUAAGGGCACGGGUGGAGGUGGCACUGGGCAGGGGACUGGGAGCCUCGCCCGCCCCAAAGUGCCCUCGAGGAACCGCGUCAUCGGCAAGAGCAAGAAGUUCAGCGACAGCGUCCUGCGUACGCAGAUCCGCCACAUGAAGUUCGGCGCGUUCGCGCUGUACAAUAAGCCUCCGCCGGGCCCUGUGUCGCCUCCACCCGCCGGCAAGGCCGACAUUGCUGCCUCCACAGCCCCGGGUCUGCUCCUGGCGGCCCCCACGGCCCCCUACGAUGCCCAAAGCUCCAGUUCCUCCGGCUGCCCUUCACCAGCGCCGCAGUCCUCCUCCGACCCGGACGAUGCGCCCCCCAAGCUGCUCCCGGAGACCAUGAGCCCAUCUGCCCCCAACUGGCGGGAGCCCGAGGUGCUUGACCUAUCCAUUUCUCCCGAGUCGGCAGCCACCAGCAAGCGGGCACCCACCGACGUCACUGCUGCUGCCAGCCAGGCACUUCUCACAGCCCCUGAGCCUGCUAGCACCUCCUCAGAGCCCGAGGCUGGGGACUGGCGCCCCGAAAUGUCACCCUGCUCCAAUGUGGUUGUCACAGAUGUCACCAGCAACCUCCUGACGGUCACUAUCAAGGAAUUCUGCAACCCUGAAGAUUUCGAGAAGGUGGCUGCUGGGGUAGCAGGUGCCGCAGGGGGCGGUGGCAGCUGUGGGGUGAGCAAGUGAGGGGGCUCCACCAAGGAGAGGACUUUGGGGGGAGCCCUCCUGCCCAAAGUCAUACUCUUGUUCCCUCCCCCUCCCUGCGACACUUCUGCCUGUGCUUUGCUUGUUUCAAAUGGCUCAGUGUUGACCCUGGGAUGGGGUUGGGCAGUUGGAGUCCCCUGAAGCCCAGUGGGGGUCAGUCCUGGACCAGUUUAGGGCUGAGGUGGGGCAAGGGCACUGGGAAGUCCUCCCUCUUGUCUCUUGGCACCCUCCCUGCCCAUGCAUAGUGGGGCCCACUGGGUGACUCCUGGGGAGCCCCAGAACCUGGGGUUCAGCUGCCCCCUCCACAUCCCACCCUGUCCCCAGCUUGCUUCCAGCUCUCAUGCACAGCAUCUGAUUUCUCGGUGCUAACCCGGCAGCUGCAGGGCCCCUUAGGAGAGCCCUCCCAGUGUGGGCACCGUGUCUUUCCUUCUUCCAGUUGCCUGAGCAGGAGGGGCAGGGAUGGCAGAGCCCAGAGGCAUGGGUCUCACCACCCACUUUUGGGAGAGACCCAAGCAGGCCCCCUUAGACUCUACCCUAUCCCAUCUCUUUAUUAAUCCCUGUCUGGAAGGUAGAGGGAACUGGCAGGGACCUCAACCUGCCACAGCCUCCCAGCAUCUAAAGGCCCCUUCAGUUCUCGACCAAAGGUGCUAGAAGAAUCUGCUGUGAAAACUUCCAGCUGUGCGUGUGCGUCUGCAGCCCCUUGGUGUGUUUGUAUGUGAAUCCAUAUGUGCAUUGGGCACUGGGUCCAGGCGACACCAUUUAGGGUUCCUCAGAAUAGGGUUGUCAGAGGCCUGGACCUCCCCUUGUGGUCAGCUGGGCCUGUGGAGGACACCAGGCCGAUCCCUGACCUGGGUGGGUCUGAGGGUUUCACUGUGCAGACUGCCAGGCCUAUGCUCCCAGCCCAGGUAUGCUGGGGGCAUGCACCCCCACACCCUUCUCCUUUAGGGUGGUCAGCCCAACCAGCUGGGCCUCAGUAGUUGCACACGUGGUAUGGUAGAGACUGAGGUAGGGAAGGGAGACCCCCACCCCAAGCUUCCCCUUCCUCCUGGGUGUUUUGUGGGAAGGAGGACGGCUGGAAACUAUUCCCAAGGGUCUCCGGCUUCUCUCGUCCCCUCUCUUUUGCUUCUGACCGCUGAGGUUUUCUCACAGCCCAGCCUGCUCGAAGCCGUGGGAGGCCUCAGGUGCCCUGGGCAGCUUCUCUUUCCCUAUGCUGCCACGGAGCUGAGGCCUCCAUGCCAGUGGCAGAGACCAAAGCCCCAAUUUUAGGCCGGGCACUGGGAGCGUAGGCAGGCCCAAGUGGAGGGGACGGAGAGGAGGAGUGAGGACCAGCAGGGCCCGGGGCCUGGUGCACUGUGGGAGGCAGCCUUCGGAGGCAGUCCUAGGCCACUGUCCGGCUCGGUUUGGCAUGAGUGGCGUGUCCCUGUGCAAGGCUCAGCGUAGCCCCCUGGUAUAUGCAGCAACAGGUGUCUAAGCUCACGCGUGAUGGCAGAAGGUGAGAGGAGGCAGAAAGGGAUCCAACUAGGGGAAAAACGCCUUUGUCCUAAGUGUGGGAGGACUCUUUCUUCCAAACCUCCCCACCAUGGGCUGCAGCCUGGCCCCUGGCCCUCCGCACCCCAGGAUGUAGAACAAGGGCCCUCACAGGGUUUGGGGGGCUGGCACUCCUGGACCCCUCCCCGCCUUCCCUUUGUGUUGGCUCUGGCCAUCCAAGUGCCAAUUGGCUUCCCCCCCAAAUAAGGGCUGGUACUUCUCCUCUGUCCUUAGAGGUGAUUUCCCCCCUGACUCCCCUUACCCAAGGUGAACGACCACCUGGGUUCCAGUUACAGGUGUUUCCAGAGACCAUAGAAAUGUGUUUUCCUGAGAGUCCGUGUCAUUCGUGACUUUUUUUGUAAAGAAGUUGUGUUUUCAGAGGUGAUUUUAUGACAGGAAAGUGAAAGAAUUAGUUUUGCAAAAAACAAAAAACAAAAAAAGAGGAAAAAAAAGAAAUAGAAAAAAAUAUUGUGGGAUUCCUAUAGGGUUGGGGGGGCGGGGAGAAAGAGAUAUUUAAAGAAAAACUAGUAACGCAGUGAUUGCACAGGUGAGGUGGCAAUGUUAGGAACAGGGAUGGAGGCACAGGCAGGGCUGGCGGGUCCCCGGGGUUGUGGCCAACUGCCUGCCUGUCUUGGUGUGGGGCAGUGAGCCCCUCCCUCCUGUCCGGGGCCCACCCUCCACACCUAUCCUCACUCAAAGGAAAGGAUGACAGCUGGUCCACAGGGAACUAGCCAGAAGCUGCAGGGGCCAAGCAAAUGGAGCUGAGAUUUGGGGAGGCGGUGGUCAGCGGGGGUCCCACCAUCACUGGGACCCAUUGUUGGUGACUCCAGGAAAGCUGGUAAGUGCAGUUGGGUUUCUUGCUCUCCUCCGUUCCUUUGCCAGCUUUUUGGGCCACCUGGUCCCUACCACCGCCACCCCAUUGAGGGUGGGAUGGGGCCUUCUGCCUCCCCACCACCCCAAAGACCAUGUCACCCCUGAGCUUCCCUGGCCAGAUAGGGGAUGCAGGCAUCAGGAAGACAGGAGUUGUGGACUCUGGGAGAAUCUUAGGUGGUGACCCUAAGGGAUUGGGGGUAACCGUGGGGAGAAGGGGAUGCCUGCCCCCUUUCUUUCCACCGGCGGGCAGGUUCCUGCCCCUGACCCCCAGACACGCAACCCCACCCUGCCUCGGCGCAUGCAGAGGCACGCAUGCGCAGUGCUUCGAGUCAGGCAUCUCCCCUGGGGGCCUGAGUGGGCACAGGGUCAAGAGCAAGCAGAGCCCUCCUUACCUCUCUCCCAGAGUGGCUUGGAGUGGGGGCUCAGGAGCCCCCACACACACUCUUGCACGGAUCAGCCUCCCGUGGGCCCUUCCCUUGCUGCUUUUCCGUUUGCCUAAUUACCAAGCAGAAGUUGCAGUCUGGUUUGCUUUAUUUUUAUAUGUGAAAUACCCCCCACAGCCCAAUCUCCCAUGUUCACUAUUGGUUGGGGCAUCGUUCAUUCCCCACCAGUGCCCCACCUCCCCCCGCAUGGCAUAGGAAACAGGUGAGGUCUGGUGUCUCUGGUUUGAGAUGGGAAGUUGGGACCCGUCCCUGUCUUGUUCCCCUCUCUGACCCUCAGUUUGCCCUCUGAAAUGGGCGUAUUGGGCAGCGAGUCCUCUUUGUAAAGCACUGCUGGUGUCCAGGCAGCUGCCAAGGAUUAGGUAGGUGGUGGUCGAGGCUGGCACUGGAUGCCCAGCCUCCCACAGGCCCCUUUUGUUUUCACCCCGAAAAAGGUCAAACAAGCUCCAUCUUCGCUGCUCUGGAAAGAGGUGAUGACCAAGCCCCCAGCCUCAGUGUGAAGUGGGCAGAGUGGGAGGGAUCAACCCAUUUAAAAGACAAGGGUACGGGCCCCAAGAAGCAGAGCUGUUUCCCUGGGGUGAAGAGCCCAGCUGCUCUGGCCUUUGGCCUUUCUAAAGCCCCUUUCAAAGGUGGGGCCUGGGCCCUGGGGCCACCACAAAGCUGGCAGACUACCCCUGAGCCAGGCGGUCCUAGGUGAGGGGUCAACCAGAGUAGGAAACAGCUGGGUGGGGGAGGUGAGGGGGGGCACUGCCAGCCUUUCUAGCCUCUGUGGGGACCCAAGUGGACGCACUGCCUUUCCCACCUUUUGGAGUUUUGAGGGGGCUUGUGGGUUUAUUUUGUUGUUCUUUUGGUUGGGUUUUUUUUUUUUUUUGCACUUGGCCCACGCCGGACAGUGGAGCCCUGCCUCAGUGGUUCCACUUUCGGGCUCCCAUGCACUAGCCCAAGGCAGCCUCUUGGGGGCUUGUAUGGUUUAAGGAAUCACUUUUAAAAAGGAAAGUGUUUAAAGGAUUUUGUUUUUUUCUCUACAUCUCCUCUCAGAUUCAGAAAGCCCAGAAUUAGGGGCUAAAAUUCCAGGAGAGUGUCUCCCCAGCCUGACCCCAUCUUACUGACAGUCACCAAGAUGCCAGGUGGGGACUGAGAAUUCCACCUCCCAGGCCUGCAGGUUCCCCCCACCCCACCCCACCUUGAAGGAGUCAGCACCCCACUCCAACAGUGACUGAGUGCCUACUGUGUGCAGCGCUUCCACUAAGCAAAGGGGGCUGAUGGUCUAACUGGGGACCCUUCGUUAGAGGCCACGGUGGAAGGAGCAAGUUCUGGGACCCGCCCCUGCUCUUGGCGGGAUUGGAGAUUGAGACUUCUUUUUGUUGGUUUUAAUUUAAAAACACAAAGGCCUAAAGAAAUGUAUCUUAUAAUUUUUUUAAUUUUUGAAAAGCUCAUUUAAUGAAUUGUGCACGAAUGAAUUCUAUAUAUAUAAAAUAUACAUAUAUAGCUCUAUAUUUGGGGAGGGCACUGUCUCUUUUUUCUCUCUCAUUUUAAAAAUGAAGUGUUGUUGCCUUUGUCUGUGGUUCAACCAUCCAGCUCCCAGCUGGCUAAACUUUGCCUCCAGUGGUUAAAGGUAGGAAACUCGUGGGAUGGGCAGGAGACCAGAGGUGGACAUGUUGCCCCAGUGUGAGGGGGACCCGUCCGCCUGCCCCUGUCCCAGAGGCUGCAGGUAGAGAAGACGGCUUGUUUUUAGGUGUGGGUUUUGGUUCUGUUCUGGAUUCGGUUUCUGGUCCGGGGAAGGGGGUUUUGUGCCGAUUACUCGUCUUGUACGUUUUGUUCUGCUGCUCUUCAAUAUUGUAUCAAUGCCAGGAAGGGGGAGUGAAAAGCUUUUGCCCCCCCAAAUAAAUUGUCACAUUCCGAAGCUCA